AUGCCUCACGACUCUGCUCCAUCCAGCUCGGCCUCUCGUAUGACCGCGCUCGCCACCUCGGCCGGCCCAUCUCGCGCGGCGUCGCCUUCGUCGCCUUCUACGCCUGCUGCUCAAGCCGCGCAGCCCGUCAAGCGUCGCAGAUACGCACGUCGCUCGUGCCUCAACUGUCGAUCCAAAAAGGCAAGAUGCGAACUGCCAGACGAACUCGUCGCUUCCUCCCACGAUCCGUUGCCCGUCUACAAGGCCUGCCAUCGAUGCCGCGCGCUCGACAUCGCCUGCGUCGUCUGGGACGGUGACCGCAAGCGCAAACCACGCCUGGGACCCUCGUCCACCUCCUCGUCCACAGCGCAAUCCACAAACCAUUCGCCACUCCUCUCCGUCGGCGCCAAUGAUCCCACCGACCUGCUCUCAAAUCAACACCACGACUCGCGCCGGAGCGACCUCAUCGACUCGCACGAUGCUGCUACCAGGCGCUUGUGUGAUUCAUACGCCGUCCCGCUCUCCAACGGCUCCCCUUCUUCGCACCGUCACGACCGCUCCGGCUCUUGGGCUAGCCUCUCCCGCGACGAUUCGCAUGCCCGACAGCCUUCCGCCUCGCACACUUCGCUUCCAGCGCCAUCCAAAGCUUCGCGCGCGCAUCAACGCACAGCAUCCAGCGCUUCCUCCGUCGACCCCGCAAACACGCGCUACGACGCCGCCCUCUUCUCCGGGUCCAUAGAAGGCGCAAACGGCAUCGUCAUCGAUCGCGAGAUACAGAUCCUCACCAACCGCUUCAUGCACUCGCCCCUCGUCACCCUCAACCGCUUCAUCACAAAGAUCCCCUCCUUCUCCCGCCUCCUCCGUCCAGACACCGAUCGCUCCUUCGACGGAAACCUCUCCGACCUCCUCACCGACGAAAACAUCCUCGAGCUACAGCCCCACAUCCCCAUCCUCCGCAUGUGGCAUCCGCACAUCCCCGACCUAACCCAGCUUCGCGCCGCCUACCGUCAAUCCCACCAAUCCCUCGCCACCUCGCUGCUACUCGCCACCGUCUGCCUCGUCGCUUCCAAGAUCGCUGGCCGCCGUCACCUCGCAAAGCACUUUGCCAUCCACGUAGACCGUCUCGGCGUCCAGGCGCUCGUCGCCGCUCCCAAGCACAUCCACGCCGCACAGGCUUUCGAACUCCUCCUCGCCCACGACCCUUCGCUCAUCGGCGCCAGCUUCGACUCGGCUUCCGUCCCCAGCACCCAAUCGGCCGUAUUUGGCGAGUCGCUCCACUCGAGCGCGCUCUCCAUCGCAGAGGCCAUCGGCCUCGACCUCGUCAUGUCGCAAUCCCACCACCAUCACAACCCCGCCGCCAACAACCAAGCCAACGGCGCAAAUUCGCACACCGACGACUCGUCGCUCCGCUGGCAGCUGCAGCGCUUCUCGCUCUGGUGCAGCCUCUCGCUCUGGCGCGCCACCUUUGUCUUUCUCAACUCCACCAUCCGCGCACAAGACUUUUCGCAACUCAGCCGCGACGCACAACUCGCCAUCACCUUGGUUGAUCAGCUCGAAUCGCCGCGCACGCCCUCGUCGCAGCACGACGACUCGACGACCAACGACGAGACGCUCUUCAAAGCAGGCAUCCUCGCCCUCGCCUACCGCGCCAUCCACGUCGCCGAGUUCAACACGCGCAUGGCGCGCAUCGAGACCUUUUGGCACAGCCGCUCCAUCUUCUCAGCCGCAGACAUCCGCCACGAGGUGCACAGCCGCAUCAAGCAGAACAUCCACGCAGACGAAGAGCUCAAAAAGGCAAAGCGUCGCCGGCUGUGGAGCCUGGCCAAUCUGCCGGAGCUCCGACUGCUCGAUCGCUGGAUCGACCUGCACAUCGAAUCCAACUGGACCAUCAUGCAGCAGCUCUACAUGCGCAGCGUCUUUCCCGACUGCAGUCCCGGCGAUACGCUCUUGGACAUGGCGCGCGUCAUCCUGGACGAUCCGGGCCUGUAUCGGUUCUGUUCGGAUGCGAGCCAGGCGACGUAUCUGCGUGCCGAGGGCGUGCUGGCCGGCGUGGCAGCCUCGCCUCGAUUCGAGGCCCAGCGGCUCGAGCAGACGGGCCUGCCGCUGCUGCUCACGUGCGGCUUUAUCCUCCACAUCACCAUCUCGCUCAUGGAGGCGCUCAACUACGUGCAGUACGGUCUGAACGAGGUGGCGCUGCGCGAAGACAUGUUUGCGCUCAUCCUUGCACGGCUGGCCGAGCGGCUGGUGGCGCCAAAGGAGGCCGAGCACGAGAGUCUCGAGAGGCUCGUUUCGGGUCUGCUGGUGCAGAUGUCGCGUCGGCUGAGCGAUUCCGAGUAUCUGCGCGUGACGCGCAGCGCUGCAUCGGAGUGGCGCCCUGACGCAACGCAGCAGCCGGUGUCGGUGGACGCAUGCAGCGUGGGUAGCCAUGGAGAGGUGGUCCGAAACGAUGGUGCGCGGCCCAAUGCGGUGAAUGGUGGAGUCGCGAGCCUGGCGGCGAUACCGGUGAGCUGGCUGCCGACAUCGCAGGCGGCGCUGCCACAGACGCAGCUGGACCAUUUGGGCUCGGCGGCGGCAUCCACGGACCCGCUCACAGCCAGUGCGGCGUCGUUGCUGGGCACGGCGGAUGCCAUGUCGGCAGAGAACAUGGCGCACAUUAUGGACCAGAUUCUCAACUGGGAUGCCAAACCAAAUGCUGCGGUAGCAGAGCACGGCCACUAUUGA
Messenger RNA from Moesziomyces antarcticus, 2700 nucleotides. RefSeq lists its product as uncharacterized. Gene Ontology annotation, cellular component: nucleus. Gene Ontology annotation, molecular function: zinc ion binding; DNA-binding transcription factor activity, RNA polymerase II-specific. Lineage: Eukaryota; Fungi; Basidiomycota; Ustilaginomycetes; Ustilaginales; Ustilaginaceae. The transcript has a single exon. The coding region runs from base 1 to 2700 and encodes 899 amino acids. The record is from RefSeq and is a predicted model, not a curated record.